AGAAAUGUUCGGAACUUUCUAGCAUCACGUAGGUACAUACAAAAAUCUUUAUUCACCCAAUUACUUCUGAAAACAAACCACUUGCAUCAUUAAUACGUCUGUCUUUUGUUUAUUGAAUCGUACUACGUCAUGGCCUUUUAGACGCUGCGACAUCCUCAGGGCUUACCGAACUAUGUUUCACCUCGAGAUAAUACGUAUACAGGGAAACUAAUACCCUAUAUAAAGUGUAUGCCGUUGUCGUUUCAAGCACACUCUCAGCAAACGUUGCGAAGAACCUUCUGUUGAACUUUGUGUGGUAAAGCGAAAGAUGAUGGGUAAACACGUGCUAGUAGUGUUAACGGCGUUGGUGGCGCUGGCGGCGGCGAAGCAGUUCGAGAAGUGCGAGUUGGUGCGCGAGCUGAGGAAGCAAGGCUUCCCCGAACCCCAGAUGAGAGACUGGGUGUGCUUGGUGGAGAAGGAGAGCGGUUUCCGCACGGACGUGAUCGGCAAGCUGAACGGAGACAGCUCCUGGGACCACGGGCUCUUCCAGGUCAACGACCGCUACUGGUGCACUCGCGACGGCCCGCCCGGCCUCGAGUGCAACGUCUCCUGCGCAGCCCUGCGCACGGACGACAUCACCGCGGCGGCGACUUGUGUGAAGAAGAUCUUCGCGCGCCACGGCUUCGGCGGCUGGACGGCCUGGAAGGCGCACUGCCAGGGCGCCAAGCCCGACAUUUCCAAAUGCUAGAUGACAUAAUACGUUAAAUAGGACUGCGUAAAGGAUAACGGGCGUUCUUUGGUGCGUGUGUAAGCACGAUUAAUUGUAUCAAGUUUUCGCAUUAUUUAUUUCCAUUAAUGUACCUAAUAUCUGUGUAAAAAAUAAAUUAUCUUUCUACGUGAUUAA
This is a messenger RNA of Cydia pomonella (codling moth), 883 nucleotides long. Its product is annotated as lysozyme-like. Gene Ontology annotation, molecular function: lysozyme activity. Bases 308 to 727 code for a protein of 139 amino acids. NCBI's taxonomy places the organism in Eukaryota, Metazoa, Arthropoda, Insecta, Lepidoptera, Tortricidae. The record is from RefSeq and is a predicted model, not a curated record. The transcript is spliced from 3 exons.